Messenger RNA from Nezara viridula (southern green stink bug), 1186 nucleotides. The record is from the annotation of a GenBank genome assembly. NCBI's taxonomy places the organism in Eukaryota, Metazoa, Arthropoda, Insecta, Hemiptera, Pentatomidae.
CGGUUAAGUAACGAAAUUUCAAGAAAUUCAGGUUAGUGACAAAAUCAUGAAAUAAAAAAAAUACUUAAAAAUAUUCUAAAAUCAAUUUGCAUUAUGUGGGGCUAAAAUGCAACUUGGUGAGGCAUAUAUGUUUAAAUUAGACAAGUGCCUCGGUUUCAGAAAGCAGUUCACGAAUUCGGCACUGAACCAAUGCCAGCUGGAUAUACUUUUGAAAAAGCACCGUAAGUAUAUAAAGAAAUGGAAGGAGGUGAAGCAGAUGAAAGUCCAAAUGGACAAGAACUGCCUAACGCUGGCGGCCUAUGCUACGGCGGACCGCUACGAUCUUCAGAGUGUCCUCGAUGCCAUACAGUCACAAAAUGGAUUCACAGCUUGCGAACUAACUAAUGACGUUCCCAUGAAGACUGAACUCUGCAACGCGCUGCAUCUCAAGAGUGCGUCUCCGGACGGGAGAGAGGACAGCCAUGUCUUCUGCUUCGACGUCGGAACUGUGGUGAUGUGGAACCUGUCCCACGGGCAAAGGGAGGAGAUGCUCGAGUUCUUGGAGCCCUUUGAGAAGAACCGCUACGGCUACAAUUUAUCAAGGUCGACAUCCGAACUGCUGGCCUUCAACUACGCAAAGAGCAAGGCCAGCUACCUCCACGACAACACUCUGUACUUCGGCGUGGCUGACAAGAGUUCGGACAUGAUUGGGCUUAAUAGGUUUCUAGUGUCGUGUGCCAUUUCUUUAUCGACGAAGAUAGCCGCGUUCGAGGGUAUGAUCGAGACUAACUUGUGCAGGAUGGAGAAGGUCGCAGAGAGGAUGAAGGCAGGCAAAGACCUGAACAUGAAGCAAAGGCAAGUCGUAGCGAUAGCUGGGAUUACUUGCGCGACGAAGUACAACCUGAAGAUGACGACUGAUUCGCUGCUCUUGCCUUGCAAGCUCCUGGAGCACUUCAAGUCGGACGACGAACGGGAGUCGUUCGCCAACACCUGCGUCUACUUCAGCCUGCCGCAGAGGUUGGAGCUCUUCGACAACAACAUCGUGCUGUGCGAGUGCUAUGUCAACUUUCUCCUCAACCACUUCUCCUAUUGUGAAAAACGUCGCACCCAGAAGCUGGUGUUGACACUGAUUGGUGUCAGCGGAGUCGGUAUUGCCAUGAGCUUAAUCAAAAAAAUUCUUUCUUGAAUCGUUUUCAUCUGCUUGUCC